Messenger RNA from Closterium sp. NIES-65, 672 nucleotides. NCBI's taxonomy places the organism in Eukaryota, Viridiplantae, Streptophyta, Zygnematophyceae, Desmidiales, Closteriaceae. The record is from the annotation of a GenBank genome assembly.
AUGCUCCUUCCCUACUGUGUUCCUCCACCUCUAUUUUCUCCCCUCAGCGGCGCAGCAGCAGACUACUCUCCUGUUAUCCCACCUCCUCUUAUUUCUCCUCACAGUGGCGCAGUAGCAGACUACUCCGCCAUUAUUCUUCCUCCUCCUUUUUCUCCCCCCAGCGGCGCAGCAGCAGACUACUCCUCCAUUAUCCCUCCUCUUAUUUCUCCCCUCAGCGGCGCACCAGCAGACUACUCCGCCAUUAUCCCUCCUCCUCUUAUUCCCCCCCUCAGCGGCACAGCAGCAGACUACUCCGCCGUUAUCCCUCCUCUUAUGUCUCCCUUCAACGGCGCAGCAGCAGACUACUCUGUCGUUAUCCCUCCUCCUCUUAUUUCUCCCCUCAAUGGCUUAGCAGUUGACUACCUCGUCCCUAUUCCUCCUCCUCUUUUAUCUCCCCACAUUUGCUCCAUUGCUACCCCCUUCCCCCGCAGGUCGACUGUCGGGUCCGCGUCCGCUCCCACGGGCGCCGCAGCGGAAAGGGCAGGGGAGGCACGGGCGGCGCGGGUGACGGCGGGGGAGGCGGUGGUGGGGGUGGUGGCGGCGGUGGAGGCGGUGGCGGGGCUGGAGGGGCUAGUGGCAGCGGUGGGAGUGGUGGAGGCAGCGGCGGCGGCGGUGGCCGGGCUCCAGCUCUGA